UGCCUCCUCGACAGGUGUGUAUCUGCCUCUGUUGUGGGAGCAGAGUUUUUGCUGGAAGAGCCCCAUAGCGCUUGGUUACACACGAGGCCACUUCUCAGCCCUGGUUGCCAUGGAAAACGACGGCUAUGACAACCGCGGUGCAGGUGCUAACCUAAAUACAGACGACGAUGUCACAGUCACUUUUCUGCCCUUGGUGGACAGUGACAGGAAGUUGCUGCAUGUCCACUUUCUGUCUGCACAAGAGAUGGGAACAGAGGAGCAGCAGGAACGCCUGCUGAGGCAGUGGUUGGACUGUUGUGUGACGGAGGGUGGAGUCCUGGUGGCGUUGCAGAAGAGCUCGAGGAGGCGGAGCCAUCCUCUCGUCACACAGAUGGUGGAGAAGUGGUUGGAUGGCUAUCGGCAGCUGGGCACCUGCCCUGCCCUCUCGGAUGGUGAGGAAGAGGAGGAGGAUGAAGAUGAGUGAGCAGGAGAGGCUUCUCUUUACUCAGAGACUUGGUGCACCUUUAUCCAUCCUUGCAGAGAACACACAUGUACACUAAUGUACCAUUAUUUAUCCUUGUUAUAUGUGUACACACACACACACACACAC
This is a messenger RNA of Neoarius graeffei (lesser salmon catfish), 589 nucleotides long. RefSeq names its product ubiquitin thioesterase zranb1-B-like. NCBI's taxonomy places the organism in Eukaryota, Metazoa, Chordata, Actinopteri, Siluriformes, Ariidae. The transcript has 2 exons. The record is from RefSeq and is a predicted model, not a curated record. The coding region runs from base 110 to 463 and encodes 117 amino acids.